Molecule: messenger RNA, 925 nt
Organism: Dromiciops gliroides (monito del monte)
Lineage: Eukaryota; Metazoa; Chordata; Mammalia; Microbiotheria; Microbiotheriidae
Gene: TRMT10B
Product: tRNA methyltransferase 10B
Biological process (GO): tRNA N1-guanine methylation
Cellular component (GO): nucleoplasm; nucleus
Molecular function (GO): tRNA binding
Source: RefSeq, a predicted model, not a curated record
AUGACAUAAGAAAAAUGUCUUGCGGAAACAGAGGCACUGGGAAAAGAUAGUGCCAGCAAAGAAGAACAAAAGAAAACAGGAAAGAGAGAGAAGAAGAGCACAACGUACAGAAAAUGCAGGUGUGAGCCCUCAGCAGAGCAAGCGGGUUCUGAAAGCCAUGACUAGAGAGAGACUUUUGGCAGCCAAGAAUUCAGGACCCAAACUUUGCAUAGACUUGAGUAUGACCCCUUGCAUUUUCAGAUAGAUACAACAGAAGAAGACUGUUUUCAUUUAUUUCCUUGGAAAAGCCUUGUGUACCUAACGCCUGAUUCAGAGCAUGCCCUUGAAGACGUGGAUCUUGAUAAGGUUUAUAUCAUUGGCGGACGUGAUGAAAGCAUUCAAAAGAAGCUGACGUUUCAGAAGGCUCAAGAACACUCAAUCCAGACUGCACGCCUGCCAAUCCAGGAAUACAUGGUUAAAAAUGCCAAUGCCAAGAACUACCAUUCAGAGAUACUGGCAAUCAAUCAAGUGUUUGAUAUCCUGUUGACAUAUGUGGAGACUCGAAAUUGGCCUGAAGCACUGAAAACAGGUUCUCUUGGAAAAGGUUAUGUUAUUCCAAAUACAAUGGAAUAAGAGAUAGGUAUAUCUUUUAUAGAUGAUGUCCAGAGGUGUUUCUUUUCUUCUGUUGUAAUGGCUGGGGAGGGAUUAUUUAAACCAGCUGUAUUGUCAGUAAAGGGUGGUCUGAAUUUUUUACUUUUAUAGUUAAAAGUGAGCUACUCUACUUCAAAAGUAUUUCUUAUACUUCAGAUAUUGAAGGCAUGGACUUUUCUGUUUUUUGUAUCUUCAGGGCUGAACAUCGUCCCUUGGGCAUUAAUAAAUGCUUGUCAAAUUAAUAAAUGCUUGUCAAAUUCCAAAAGACUCAUGCUUAAAAAUUCUGUCCACAUGC